Molecule: messenger RNA, 1160 nt
Organism: Alosa sapidissima (American shad)
Lineage: Eukaryota; Metazoa; Chordata; Actinopteri; Clupeiformes; Clupeidae
Exons: 3
Coding region: 62-703 (213 amino acids)
Source: RefSeq, a predicted model, not a curated record
GGCGGCGGCAGACGUGUCUGGGCAGGGAUGCGGUGCAGAGGGCUUCUUCUCUCUCAGCACCAUGAGCGGGAGCCUCGGCACGCCGACCACCACCCUCCUCAACCGCACGGCCGCACAGGAGGCACGGGGCCAGGACAUGAGCGCCUCCAUCCACGAGUUUAGAGUGUUCAACAUCACCAUCACCUCUUUGGCCCUGUGCAUCCUCACAGUGACCGCUGUCCUCUGCAGCAUCUCUCUCCUCCGCCGCAGGAGGCAAUCCAAGCAGGCGCGUGUCUAUGAGAGCGCUGUGGGGGGCUACGAGGCCUCUCUCCCCGCCACCCUGGCAGCGGCGGUGGCGCCUGACCCGUCGUCCGGCCUGGCCCUGCUUCUGAGGAGGGAGGUCCGGUGCAGCCUCCGCCGGCCGCUGGCCUUGUUCCGCGGCCGGGAGGCGCCCAAGGACAACUCCCGCAUCUACUACAUCUACACCAACCCCCUCCCCGUCGGCAAGGACGAAGAGGAGGAGGAGGAGGAGGAGGAGGAGGAGAGGAGGAGGAAGGUGGCAGCGAUGGAGGAGGAGGAGAGUAAGACUGGUGCAGGAGGAGAAGAGGGGAGGCGGGGAGGAGGAGGAGGAGGAGUGGAGGAGCCGCCCUCGCUGUACCAGCUCGCCCAGGAGCCCAGCAGUGGCAUCACCCUCACCGCCGAGACUUUUUACAUGCAGCUGUAGACACGUGUGUGUGUGUGUCUUUGUGUGUUUAUAUAUCAGGACAAGAAAGUCUAGAAGUCGAAGACAGGUGUGUGUGUGUGUGUGUCUGCAAGCCAACAUCUGGUUGUGAUAAUCACAAGUCUGGAUGUAGUGGGUUCACCCCUUAACCUUCCCGUGUUUACACUUCUUCACUGGAGGAAAGGUGUGGUCUAACCAGCUGUGUACUCUGGCUGAUCAGCAGGUGAUAAAUCACCCUGACAGUCCGUUCUAGAGGCUCAAAUCAAGUGGGAAGACAGACACGUGCUGUUCCAGACAACGGGAGCACAAGGACACAGGCAGAUGUGUGCAGUUUGUAGGGUUUUUUUAAUUGAUUUAUAAUAAAGAGUUUAGAGUGACAGACAGUAUGAAAUGUGCUGGCUGGAGAGAGAGAGAGAGAGAGAGAGAGAGAGAGAGAGAGAGAGAGAGAGAGAGAGAGAGA